AUGGCUAAAGCUACCGAUUCUUCUCCGUCUAUGUCACUUGCCCAACUCGCCAAGACUGCAAACCUGGUUGAUGCAAAUGCAUCAGAGGAGGACAAGAUUAAAGCCAUGAUGUCUCAGUCCAAUCACGAAUACGACCCGAUACAUUACUCCAAAAAGGCAGUUGGACCUCCGCCUGCGCACUACACAUGCUUUCGUUGUGGAAAGGCUGGCCACUACAUCCGACAGUGCCCCAUGCUGAUGGUUCAGGAUAAGAGUGUGGAGGGUCCCAAACCAGUAAGGAUUAGUAAGGGCAUUCCUCAGAGCUUCAUGGUGAAAGCAGAACCAGGCACCAAAGGAGCCAUGUUGACCAGCACUGGAGAAUAUGCUAUACCUGCUAUAGAUGCGGAGGCGUAUGCGCAAGGAAAGAAGGAGCGCCCACCGUUUGUUCCACACGACCAGUCGUCAUCCGAGGACGAUUCAGACCCGAUCCCAGAUGAACUCCUGUGUCCGAUCUGCAACGACCUGAUGACUGACGCUGUAGUUAUACCCUGCUGUGGAAACAGUUACUGCGAUGAUUGUAUCAGGACGACCUUGUUGGACUCAGAGGAACACAUCUGCUUCACAUGCAAACAGUCAGACGUUUCACCCGAUAACCUCAUCGCCAACAAGUUUCUUCGACAGGCUGUGAACAACUUUAAAAAUGAGACUGGAUACACCAAACACGUGCGCAAGCAGCUCCAAAAUGCAGCCCCGCCUCCACCGCGCCCUCAGUUGGUCAGGCCUCUGCACUCGAGACAGCAGGACCCGCUGCUAGCCAAUGUCACUCACCCUCCUCCUACAAGCGCACCCUCCACUGCCCCUCAAUCCACCAGCCAGGGUGAACCACCCCCACCAGGUGAAUCCGACCCAGAACCCACUGUGACAACAGACUCAUCAGGAGCCUCACAAAGUGGAUCACAGAACUAUCAUUUAAAUAUUGUUGGCCACCCGCCACCUGCAAGGCCACCUCACCCUUCAGGUCACCAGUCACGGCCCCACCACUCCUCUCAGAGAGGAGGAGGCAGACACUGGGAGAGGUCUUCUUACAGAAGUAGAGGAGAGCACCCCUCCUCUCACCUCCAAACAGCUCCACCCCCUGCACCUGUUCCUCCAGUGUUCCCAGCUCCUUCUCUCUACCCACCCCCACUACAGUACCCCCCAUACACGUCUGGCCCUAGUCUUAUCCCGCCUCCUGCCAUCAGUUACCAGCCCCAGCCUGUUUAUGCCCCUGGACCACCAGUGCUCAACCCUCCCUGGGUUACCUCUGGUGCACAGCCCCCUCUUCUCCCUCUUCCACCCUCGCUCUCUCAGCCCCCCCUCUCUAAGGAAGAUUUCUACAGACAGCGGCACCACCGACAGGACAAAGUCACAUCCAAACUGGAUGAAUUCACUAAAGACUUCCACAAAGAGCUGAUGAAGUACAGAAAUGCACCAAAGAGACGAAGACCGUCUUAUUCUAGAUCCAGAUCGAGAUCCAGGUCAAGAUCCAGGUCUUAUUCUUACUCCCCCAGUCGAUCCCGCUCCCGUUCACGCUCCCAUGGCCGGUCUUAUCCCCGCUCCCCUUAUUCCAGACGCAACGGACGCAGCUAUGGACGUUCACGGACAAGGUCCCGCUCUCGUUCGAGGUCUUAUGGGUAUCGGCGCUCUGGCUCACCACGGUCUCCUCUCUCCUACCGGGGAGGGGGUUGGGAAGGCGCAGAAGCAGCAGGACCUUACAGGUCAAGAUCACGGUCUCGGUCCCCUGGUGGAUACCGGAGCCGCAGCCCUGGUGGACGGAAACCACCUCCUCGGGAGUUAGCACCAUAUGAACUGAAGGGUCCGAGCCCUGGUGGCCAUGAGCGCUGGGAUAAGUAUCGACAGUGGGAGAAGGAGUACGCAGACUGGUACAACAAGUACUACAAAGACUAUGACAACCAGCAUCCCUCAAUGCACCACAGAGCUCGUGGCAGCAGAGACAGGGAGAGGGACAGGAUGUCUCCGUUAUCUAGAGAUUACUCCCCCCAGGGGAGAGGAAGAAGAGGGAGAGAAGACAGAGGUGCUCCACCUCACCAUCCUCCAUCCUCUUCUUCAUCAGGUACCAAGUCCAGUGGCAAAGUUCUGAAGACAAAGAAAGUGAAAAAGAAGAAGACCGGGGACGAAUCAGAACCGUCACACCAGUCGAUGGACAGAGGCGAUGCUACGCCAGUCAGAGAUGAACCGAUGGAUGAAGUCCCCUCACUUGUUAAAACGCCUCCCCUGUCCUCAAAGCCUCAAGCUGGUACCGCAACCACUAAAGCUCCAGCCAGUAAAAACACAGCUGCAUCCGUUAAACCCUCAACCAAGUCGACAUCAAAGACUCAGUCAGAUAAAACUAAGAAAGAGAAGGGUCAAAAAGUCAAAGCCAAAGUUAAGACGGAGAGUGUCAAGGUGAAGACUGACAAGGUGAAGAAAAAGACUGCAGAAGGAGUGGUGACCAAAAAGAAGGAGUCCUCUUCCUCCUCGUCCUCUGUUACUAAACCGUUAAAGACCAUAAAAGCCAAACCAGAAGAUCCCCCCAACUCAACUACGCCUAAAAAGGAAAAGAGUAAAAGCUCUACAGUGAGGCCUCCCCUGCUUAAAACCCCUCCAAUGUCCUCCCAGAACCUGCCUCCACAUCAUCCCUCUCUUCAUGACGGCCCUCGACCCGGCCUCGACAUGCGGGGAAGAAGAGACGGCCCACCGAGUGGUGGUCUCCUUCCCCUCCCACAUCAACACGGACUCCCACUCAUGCAUCAACCUCCCUCCCCAGUGGACAGUCGGAGGAGGAUGGGAGAGGAGGGCCGAUCUUUACUUGGACCUCCUCCCGGAAAGUUAAGGAGAAUAGAUGGGUUAGGGGGUGGAGGUGAUGGCAUGUCCCACUCACACAUGUCCCAUCAGCCCCUGCUCCACAGACUCCAACCCUCCUCAGACAGGCCUGGUCUUCUUCCUAUACCAGGGAGCCGUGACAUGGGCCGAGGUGAUGGUGAUCGAGGAUCCAUCAGACCCCUAAUGGACUUUCAGGCUAAGCCACAGACCCAGAGGAAGAUCAAGUUGAACAGAGAUCUGGGGAGAAAAGGCAGCAUUGAGACAGCAGCCUCGGACAGAGCGGAGAGAGGAGCCUCGGACAGAGUGGAGAGAGGAGCCGACAGAGGAGCCUCGGACAGAGCGGAGAGAGGAGCCGACAGAGCGGAGAGAGGAGCUGACAGAGGAGCUUCGGACAGAGCGGAGAGAGGAGCCUCGGACAGAGCGGAGAGAGCCGACAGAGGAGCCUUGGACAGAGCGGAGAGAGGGGCCUCGGAGAGAGGGGCCUCGGAGAGAGGAGCCUCGGAGAGAGCGGACAGAGGAGCCUCGGACAGAGCGGAGAGAGCCGACAGAGGAGCCUCGGACAGAGCGGAGAGAGGGGCCUCGGAGAGAGGAGCCUCGGAGAGAGCGGACAGAGGAGCCUCGGACAGAGCAGACAGAGGAGCCUCGGACAGACCAGACAGAGGAACCUCGGACAGAACGUCUUCAGGCCCUGAGAAGACCUCAGACCGAUCAGUUCCUUCUAACACCUCUGAAGGAGACCGAGCGAGCAGUACAGCAGAAGGUUCUGGAAGAAAGGAGCGGUCACUGUCGACUGAGCGGGGAGUCUCCAGAGAGAGACCAGGAAGUGCUGGAGACAGACUGCAGGGCUCUGACAGAGAGCAGAGCAGGAGCUCAGGACAGGACAGAGAGCGAGACAGACCCUCUGGAUCAGACCGAGAAAGAGACAGAAGCACAACAUCCGACAGAGAGAGAGACAGGGGCUCUGGGUCAAGCUCACAGAAGGUAGCAGUUACAGUGGAGAGAGACACUGAAGGUGAAAGGUCGGUGAGGACGGAGAGGACAGAGCGAAAGACCUCCGGUAGUGGAAGUGCAGGAGGGAGGUCCGUCUCUCUGGAUAAAAUGACCAUCGGAGAGAAAUCAGCCGUCACCAGGAAAGUCACGGACCAUCAGGAGAAACCAACCACAUCGUCUAAGGAGAGAGGGGAGGGGUCGGAAAGAGCUGCUAAAUCUAAAAGGAGUGUGUCCAAGGACAGAACAGAGAGGAGUGUCUCCUCAGGAGAGAAACCAGCUGCUUCUCACAGAGAAGCAGCGAAAGACAAAGAUGGCGAGGAGUCUGUUGUAAAGAGCAAACCCAGAAUCAGCCGCAAGGCCCUGACGAGCCACACCACGAGCUCCACUAGCACUAGGUCAACUCAAGAAACAAAGCGAGAUUCGGACAAAGACCCGAAGAGUCUGUCCUCAAAACCUGCAGAGCAGCCUUCAUCCAGCCCUGUGAACAGCUGUGGCCGCAGCCCGAGCAUCAGCCCAGCAUCCAGCCCGGCCAGAGAGGAGCCGCUCAUUCAGCCUCCUCCUCGCUCCAAGUGGGAGAGAGAAGACGACGAAGAAGGCCAGGAAAACGGAGUUAGUGCACCCAAGGAGCCCUCACCAGUGCCACAGCAGAGGAGCCGAGGCAGGGAGGUGCAGACUGAAGCUCCUAAACCAGUCAGGAGUGAAGGCCGGGAUGCUGCAAGGGAAGAGAGGAGGGGAGUAGUGAGAGAAGAGAAGAAAGGGAGAGCGCAGAAGGAGGAGGGUAAAGGUGGCAGGACGGCACAGACGAAUUCGGACAAACCAACCAAAACAAAAAUUGUGAGGGAGGAGGGGAGUAGAGUGAGAGAAGAAGGGAGAGCUCCAGUGAGAGAAGAGGGGAGAAGUGGAGGAGGAGGAGGAAGAGAGGAGGGCCGAGGAGUGACAGGAAAGGAGGAGAGAGCAACAGAAUCCAGAGGCGGAGGAGGAAGAGAGGAGAGUCGUGCCCCAGAGCCCAGGAGGCAGCGUUUAUGUUCUGACCUGGGUCGUGAGACAGACGAGGCGGCCUUCGUGCCCGACUACAGCGAGGGCGAAGGCUCAGAGCCGGAGAGGGGGAGGAGCGGCAGCCCCGGGUCCCUUAGCCAACCCUCCCACAGCCCCACCCCGAGCAACCAGAGCAGCUCCGGAACCGCCACGGCGGACAAGAAGAAGAAGAAACACAAGAAACACAAAAAACACAAAAAGCACAAGAAGCACGGCAGCCAGGACAAAGAAGGAGAACACAAGGAGAAGGAGCACAAGCACAAACACAAGAAGAAGAAACGCAAAAAGAACAAAGACAAAGAUGCGGAGGAAGAGGAGGAGGAGAAGACUGAGAGAACAGAGGAAGGGGCUCCAUGCUAACAGGCGGAGGCUUUGUUAAUAAGGAGAUAAUGAUGUACCCUGAAGUAUCGGCUAACACUGGCAUGCUGCUCCAUCUGCCACUCGUAAGGAAGAGAUGAAAUGUGUCUUUGACUGUCCGUGACACUGAAGAAGGGCUGUCUGGCUGUUUUUCUAACUCUUAAUGUCACUGCAGGCCCCCAAACUUAGACGGUACUUCUGUUGUGCUUGGAUUGCAACAUUAUGACCGCUGCUGUGGUUUCCUUAAUGUUCAACGUGAGCCUCUUGUUGUGACUUUGUGUCGGGGAAAAAGCUCGAGAGAUGCUGUGGCCACAGUAUUGUGAUCAUCCAAGAGCCGACCAGGAAAGGACUUUCUGAUACCAACUGAUCACACUGCAGUCAAUCUAAAUGAUUGGAAUAACAAACACUCUACUCAGGGAUGUGAUUGCUUCUUUGUAGAGGAGGAAUUGCCGUUUCUCUGCCUCUUGAUUCAUUUGUAAAUAGAGAUUAAUUGUUCCUUUUCCCUCGGUUUAUUUUGCUCACAUCCCUGUGUGCUGUUCAAGGCUUAAAUGCUGAUUAACCAUUGCUAUGAGGGCCCUUGUAAGCUCUUUUUGAAGGACUGUACUUGCGGUUUUGCAUGUUUUAGCAUAUAAACUAAUUAUGUGUACUUUCCAUUAUUGCUAACAAUUUUAAAACAUUGAUAAUCUUACGUUUACGCAGUUACAGUUCAUGCCGGUAUUUUUUUUUUUUGCGUUAAUCAAAAAAGGCAAAACGGUUAUUUUUUUAUUUCUUUUUGCAAAGGGUAAAUCUCUGUGAAAUGAAAUGCAAUAGCUACCUGGAAGAUUAUGACUCUUUGGAAAUGGUCAGCAAUAUAUAGUAUUAAUUUGCUAAAAUCUGCAAAAUCGCCAGUAUGGUCCUUGUUAAAGUUAAAACAAACAAACAUAUGCAUCUGUGCUACACUGGAUUGUAUAAAUCUAGGAUGUGUUUAAUAAUAAUUGCAAAUCAGUGUGCAUGUUUUUGUUCCAAAGGUGCAGUUAGCUGUCUUAUCACAUUGUCUGAGUGAGUGGAUGUGUGUAUUUGUGUGAAAGUGAACUGUGACAGAAAUGGAACGAGUUGGAGGACUAAUGUUCUUACAGAGGAGUUGUUCAUUUUCUCUUUUUUUUAAUUAAAAUGUUUUGACCUCA
Messenger RNA from Larimichthys crocea (large yellow croaker), 6386 nucleotides. RefSeq names its product E3 ubiquitin-protein ligase RBBP6-like. The transcript has 19 exons. Gene Ontology annotation, biological process: protein ubiquitination; ubiquitin-dependent protein catabolic process; mRNA processing. Gene Ontology annotation, cellular component: nucleus. The record is from RefSeq and is a predicted model, not a curated record. Lineage: Eukaryota; Metazoa; Chordata; Actinopteri; Sciaenidae. Gene Ontology annotation, molecular function: zinc ion binding; ubiquitin protein ligase activity; nucleic acid binding. The coding region runs from base 1 to 5226 and encodes 1741 amino acids.